This is a messenger RNA of Daphnia pulex (common water flea), 1788 nucleotides long. It is a transcript of the gene Ppox, whose product is annotated as protoporphyrinogen oxidase-like. Bases 201 to 1631 code for a protein of 476 amino acids. Gene Ontology annotation, molecular function: protoporphyrinogen oxidase activity, oxygen as acceptor. Lineage: Eukaryota; Metazoa; Arthropoda; Branchiopoda; Diplostraca; Daphniidae. The transcript is spliced from 4 exons. The record is from RefSeq and is a predicted model, not a curated record. Gene Ontology annotation, cellular component: mitochondrial inner membrane. Gene Ontology annotation, biological process: heme biosynthetic process.
UGUUUCCCUCCGGCAACCGGCAUAUCUAUUUAUCUAAUUCAUUUUUUUCUUUUUAUAAACAAACUGGAACUUUGCUAUCGCUUCUUUGGAUGAGCUAUGAACUCACGUGGGGGAGGGUUAUUGGGUUAUUCUAGAUUAUUAUAAAGACGUUGAGGAAUAAGACUAAUCGUUCUUUGUUUCCAGACUACUUUACUUAAAAAAUGGCAUCUUCAGGAACUGUAGCUGUCCUAGGCGGUGGCAUCAGUGGUUUAGCAGCAGCAUAUAAAUUGACACAAAUUCAUCCUGCUCCCAAGCGUAUUGUUCUCUUUGAAGCAGCAAGUCGUUUGGGAGGGUGGGUACACAGCAGCAGGAAUGAAGAUGGUGUAGUGUAUGAACAUGGUCCACGAACCGUGAGGCCUGUUGGAGAGUCAGGAAUGACAGUUUUAAACCUUGUUCAGGAACUUGGGCUUCAAGAACAAGUCAUGAAUGUUCAAUAUGGCCAUCCAUCCUCUCUUAAUCGUUACGUUUACGUUGAUUCGAAAUUAGUCCGAUUGCCUACCGAGUUAUCUUCUUUAUUCAAGACCGCCCCUCCCUUUCGCAAACCUCUGCUCGCAGCAGGCCUUCGUGACUUGUUUACUAGAAAAAGUUCCCAAAAAGACGAAUCCAUGUUUGACUUCGUUUCUCGUCGUUUGGGUCCUGAUAUAGCUGAAUUCGCUAUUGAUCCUCUGGUGCGUGGGGUUUGCGCUGGAGACUCCAAAGAGAUUAGCGUAAAUUUCUUGCUGAAAUCACUUAAAGAUGCUGAACAAAAACACGGCCGUAUAGUGGUUGGGAUGAUAGCAAAUGCAUUGCGCAAAACUCCACCUUCAACUCUUCCCAUUUCGGAUUUAGCAAAGAGAGCCAAGUCAGAACGAUGGCCGGUAUGGAGUUUGCAAGGUGGACUGCAAUCACUCCCGGAAACUCUAGCAGAGAAAGCCGCAAUGGCUGGAGUAGAGUUAUUCGUCGAAGCUCCUUGUACAGAUCUAGAAUUCCGAAAAGAUGGAAGCUUUGUGGUGAGAUGCGGUGAGGAAGAACUGCAUUCUUCCAGGGUGAUAAGUGCAUUGCCGGCAUUCAAACUUGCCGGAUUGGUAGAAAAGGCUCAUCCCAACUUAGCCCAGAUGCUGAAAUCUAUCAAUUAUGUAACAGUGGGACUAGUCAAUUUAGAAUGGACCGGUCGAAAGUUAAACAAAGAUGCUUUCGGUUUUCUCGUGCCAUCGACUCAAAAUUCACCGCUACUAGGUGUCGUCUUCGAUUCGUGCAGUUUCCCUCAAGGCGAUCGAACUAUCGUGACUGCGAUGAUGGGCGGGAAAUGGUUUAAAAGCUUAUUUGGCGAUGUUACCGAAGAGACAUUGCUGAAGGUUGCCCUUGGACAAAUGGAAUCAGUGCUGGGCAUCAGCGAUCCACCUGUCCGUUCACAAGUUCAUAUUCUACGGCAAUGCAUUCCUCAAUACGUUGUUGGCCAUUAUGAUCGAGUGAAGGAAAUUCGGCGAUAUGUUGACGACAACAGACUGGGCCUUGAUUUGACGGGCGCAUCUUUCGAUGGUGUCUCAGUUAAUGACUGUGUUCACAAUGCGUUUAAAGUGGUCGAAAAAUCGACUGCAAAGGUUUCUGUUUGAAAAUAUGUUAGUGCAAUGAACCCUGCAUGGCUCGAAGUAGAAGUUGGGGCUUGUCUUAUCAGAAAAAGGUUAUUGAUUAUCUCAAUAUUCAACGCUCAUAAAGUUUAGCGAAUGCUUUGUUAUUGGGGACAUUAAAAUACAACAAUGUAUUUGUAAA